GGUACCGCGGCGCUGGGCGCACGGAGCGGCAAGGAGGAGGAGGGACGGGGACUGGGGCGGGCAAGCAGGUCAAGUUCCCGCCGGGCGGUGCGCUCUGGCUCCGCGUCGGGACUCCCUCGCCGCCUCAGUCCUGGGAGAAGGAGGCACGGCGCGGAGGGAGCUUCUUUUUUUGCAGGUGGGGCGACCUCGCCUCGCGCGCGCGCUGAAAUGAGGGCCGCCUGCAUUCCUCUCCCGAUGUUGGGUUGACCGUAGCCCUUGGUUAUGGAUGGUCCAAAUGAAGUGGACUUUUCCAACAACAACAUUGCACCAUUGUGGAGGAGGAGGUCAGCCCACCAGACCCAUUUGCACACAAAGAACAAACCCAGGCCUCAGUCUUAUCAGAGCUCCAGUGGGGUUCUCUUCACAGAUUUCCCAGUGGAAGACAAGGAUACGUUUACUUUAACUCAGCCUGAUGAAACUAUAAUUACUUCUCUGGACAGCAGAUCCAUUCAAAGGAGCCCUUUGCUUUUCAGCUGCGGCCUUGGUUCUGUGCCAAAUGGAACGGUUCGGUUUCCGGAGCAUAAGGCUCUCUCCCCUAGGCUUUCUGACCAGUCACCCCAAGUCCUGAAAAUGGUUUCAAAUAAUUCUAUAAAUUUUACAGCCAGUGGUCCUAUAAAUUCAGCAAGCAGCAAGCUAGCUCACCCAGGGAGGAUUUCCAAUCGAGCAGCACUUUGUCCAGAGAAGGAACAAAUUGUUUUCUCAUCAAGCCUUGGAUUGUCGCCUACGGAAAUCGUGCAUUCGCCAAAUAACAACACAACCACCGCCUCAGCGUUGCAACCUAGCCAGCUUCCUAAAAGCUCAGAAAAGGCAUCUGUUUGCCUGUCUGCUCCCUUGGAACAGCAGCAUCUGCCUCUCCAAAGACUGCCGUCAAAUCAGAAUGAGCUGGCAGAAACGCCGCCCGUGGUUCUGAGUACGCACAGUCCUGUCGCGUUGAAAGUGGGGAAGCAGCAGAUCAUCCCUAAGAGUUUGGCUACUGAAAUAAAAGUAACCAACAAAGCUAAUAGCCAGAAUGUGGAACCAAGCAGGAGGGCUCUCAAGGUCCGUAGCAUGGUGGAGACCCUUGGGUUGCCUUUGGUAGCUGGUGGAGGCGAAGAAGCAGAAGCGGAUGUGGACAGCCCAGGGAUGCUGAAACGUAGUUUGAGGUCUACUUCCUAUCGGCGGGCUGUUGUGAGUGGCAUUGACUUUGACAGCAGUGCCAGCUUUAAGACAAAAAACAGGAUGUCCCAGCCAGUUCUGAAGGCGGUUGUGGAAGAUAAGGAGAAAUUCUCUAGCUUAGGAAGAAUAAAGAAGAAAAUGCCAAAAGGACAAGGGACCUUUGAUGGAGACGAAAAUGCUGUGUUGUAUCAGAACUACAAAGAAAAGGCUCUGGAUAUAGAUUCUGAUGAAGAGGUAGAAUUGAAAGAACAGAAGUCAGAUGAAAAAAUAGUUAUUCAGUACAAACCUCUGAGAUCAACGUGGAGUCAGUUGUCUGCGGUGAAGAAGAAUGGGCUAUACCAGACCAUCAGCCAAGAAGAAAGGAAAAGGCAAGAGGCUAUAUUUGAAGUUAUAUCUUCAGAACAUUCAUACUUGCUCAGUCUGGAAAUCCUGAUCCGGAUGUUUAAGAACUCCAAAGAACUGGGCACUACAAUGACCAAAACAGAAAACCAUCACCUUUUUUCCAAUAUUGCGGAUGUCUGCGAAGCAAGCAAGAAGUUCUUUAAAGAGCUUGAAGCAAGGCAUCAGAAUAAUAUCUUCAUAGAUGAUAUCAGUGAUAUUGUGGAAAAGCAUACUGCAUCAACCUUUGACCCUUAUGUGAAAUAUUGCACAAAUGAAGUCUACCAGCAGCGAACACUCCAGAAACUACUGGCUACAAAUCCAGCAUUCAAGGAAGUCUUGUCGCGGAUUGAGUCCCAAGAAGAAUGCAGAAACUUACCUAUGAUUUCUUUCCUCAUUCUCCCAAUGCAGAGGGUCACGCGACUUCCACUGCUGAUGGAUACUAUUUGCCAGAAAACGCCCAAAGAGUCACCAAAAUACGAAGCUUGCAAACGAGCUUUAAAAGAAGUAAGCAAGUUGGUUCGCCUCUGCAAUGAAGGCGCUCGAACAAUGGAAAGGACAGAAAUGAUGUACACAAUCAACUCCCAGCUGGAAUUCAAAAUCAAGCCAUUUCCAUUGGUUUCUUCUUCCCGAUGGCUAGUGAAAAGAGGUGAAUUGAUAGCGUAUGUGGAAGACACUGGGCUUUUCUCUAAAAGGACUUCUAAGCAACAAGUGUACUUCUUCCUCUUCAAUGAUGUCCUCAUCAUCACAAAAAAGAAAAGAUCAACAGCACAACAACCCUAUUGCAGGACCCCUUUAACAGAGAGGCUUCAUCAAGAAUAAAAAAAAUACAACACAAACUUGCUCAGUCAUAGCUGCCAAGUCUCCCGUUGAAAAAAUGUGGGAUCAGCAGUGGCGCGGCACCGGAAGUCGCUUCUACGCAUGUCCGGACAUGCAUAGAAGCAACUUCCGGUGCCGCCCGAUUUCUGGUGCCCAGGCAUGGGCAGAGUGACACCCGAAAUGGAGCCUCCCUGGUAGGUAGGAAAUCCGAGGGAUUUCCAGGAUUUUUUUCUAUUCAGGAUAACAACGGGAAACGGAUUAAAAUCCGGGGGUUUCCCGCGAAAAACAGGAGACUUGGCAGCUAUGGCUCAGUGUCAUCUACUAAUGCGAUAGGGGCUCUAAAGGUGUAGUUAGUUUAUAAAUGGGGUCUUGAAAGGCUGAGUUGGUUUACAGGCAGGUUCCAUUUCAAAAUGUUUGAGAAGUACCACUUCAAUUGUUGUUAGCGUUGGAGGUUGGCGCAUUGUUGUAUUUGUGUCUUACUUCAAUGGGGUAUUUUAUUUGUAUUAGUUGAGUCUUUGGAAUUGCGUAAAAUGCACAUUCAUGCUGCAAAUCUGUUUAUGUCUGUUCCUAAAUAAGGCCACAGAGGAAAGAUGGCGGGUUUUCUUUAAUUUAUUAAAGUCAUUAAUUUAACACACAUUUUUUUAUAGUUACGUAAAUAUGGGAUGGCUCUGAGACUCAUUGUGAUUUCAUAUUUUUAGGCUGCACUACCAAAGUGGGGAAAGCAGAGGGAGCUGGAAGCUAUUUUGAUGCCACAUCCUUUGAGAACAUUGGGAGGGAACUUCACUAUGCUAGCUCCAAGGUUGACAUAAUUAUCUCCCUGAUUUGGGGCAUUCCAGGGAAAUGAUCCACUGUUGGCCUGCCCCCCUUCUUGGUUCUACUGACAUUGGCGCCACAAUGCCAAUAGGUCGAUGGAGGUUUUCACAGCAGCUGGAAGAAAGCGUCUUUGAGGUUGGACCUCUCUCUGUGUCUUGAGAGACACAGAGAGCAAUCUGAUGCUUCCUUUUGCCCCUGGGAUGCCCUCUCAGGGACCCUAAGGCUCCAGGGUUAGAGACCUGUAGCAAUUAGAUGCAGUUAGCUACUUACCUAGAGUGAAUAGCAAUUGAUUCAUGUCAGGAAAGUGAGUGGCAUCAUCUCUCACUUGCCACACUUAACAGAAGGUAUCCCGAUUGCCAAGGGGGCAAGACAGGGAUGUCCCUUGUCGCCGCUAUUAUUUAUAUUAGCUCUGGAAGUACUCCUACAAAACAUUAGGAAAGACAAAAAAAAUAAAAGGAAUUGUGAUUAGGGAGAACUCCAAUAUAUUAGCAAAAUGGUUCUAUAUUUUUUCUUGCAUAUUUUGUACACCACAUUUUUUUUGGUAAAUAUUAAGUGGGCUAUAAAUGUUCUUCAAUAAUGAUUUUAAAAGAACCAGAACACAAGAGCAGCAUCCUUAAAAGGGUUCUAAAAUAAACCUUGGAAGCUAAUAAUCGGGGUAGGGGCAUAAUUCCAUGGCGAAGGUUAUGUUGGGCAGAGAGCUACGCAAAUGCAGAAUCAUAUUUUCCAGAGGAAUGUAGGUGAAGAAUCCUGCUGUGAAGUAUGAACAUACUUCUUUCGACCUGGUUCGCUAUGUAUUCCCCCACCCCCCCAAUGUACUCAGUUAUAGUUUGUCUAUUUUACAGCAGGUUUUUUUUUACAAUCAUUCAGGCUUCUCUGCAUCCUCAUUAACAGCAAGACAGAUACCUGUCAAAUUGGUUCACACACAUUUAAGGAAGGGAUACAUUUUUUUUGACGCUAUGGUUAUUAAAUAUUCUUACUUCACGGCCUGCAAUCCCCUCGGGAUACCACUAAAAUUCUCUCUCUGUCUAGUGGCUUGUCAGUUCCUGAGAUAAUCCUGGCAAUGGAAUGCAGCUGGACUUCUGAAAUGUGAAGCCAGCCAAAGGUCAAAUAAUACUUUGGAAUGUUACCUGUCCACAGUUACCAGCUAAAACUGAACUUCUGCUACACUCGCCAGGGAGAGAUUUGAAAUAAUUAAAAAGCCCUUUCCCAAUUAAAACAAUGCCUGGAUUUCUAAAACAGUUUUACUUGCCAGGUUGACAGAGCAACAAAGAAUAAUACUUUUAAAUAAUAAUCUGUCGCGAAAAUGCAUUUCAGAUCCUUGCAUUUAUUGAUGAAAGAGCUUCCCAACAAACAGGAAACGAUAAAUAAAAGGGAAAGGUGUUUUAUUUGAGAAGCUGUUCUUCCAUUCUUUGGCAUGUGUGCGGAUAAAAACUGGAAUAUAAGGAGCACAUCAGAAUGCAAGUCUUUAGUUUCAGUGAAGUGGAAUAUUUUUCUCCUCCCUGAAUUCAUUCUCAUUCCAUAUCCAUUUUCAUACAACAUCUGCUAGUCAUCUUCUCCAGAGGUACUCCCAUAAUAGUGGUUAUUGAGAGGGGUGGGAGUAGGGAGUUGGCAUUGAUUAUAUAGAUAUAUUUGUUUACAUUGCAUACACUGUCUAACUCCACCCUCUGAAAACCAGGCCCUCUCAUUCCAAAGGAAAUCUACUUUCUUCAGAAAAAAAAUAACUAUUUGAAUGCAGUUUUAUCCAGAUCAUUUUUCUUGUUAUGGAUAAUCAGCGAAUCUCUAUAUUGGAAGUAAUGCAGUUUGAUUUACAGUAUGAUCAAUUACAGGGAGGGUGGAUGGGGUGAACCACACAAUAAGUGUUUGAAGCUACCAUACCUUUAAGACUUUGGGGAAAUCUUGGGUAUGUUAGAAGGGAAUAAAAAUCAAUGGGUUUCAUUUUAUGUUGUUGAACAGUUGACUAUAAUUAACAACUAAUGGACAUGGAAGAGCUGCACAUACAUUAUCUAAUUUUGCCUUUUUGGACAAUAUAUCUCUGACUUUAGUGAUCAAUAUGCCACAUUAAACUGUAGAGGGAAAGAUUAUGGGAUAGUUACUUAGUCUAUAAGAUGUAUUGAGACUGCGUGGUUCAGGUUUGUGUGUCCUUAUGUAUUUAUAUUGCUGAUGAUUUCUUAGAGCCAAUUUACAAUAUUCUAUGGCAAAACGCAAGACUAGAUAUAAGUCACAGGUGGAAGACCAUGUGAACGGCUAGUAUUAUCUCUGUAUGGGAAUAAUCAUUGCAGUUGUCUGUAACGAAGCCAGUACAUUUGCCAAUUGGUACAUAAAGCCGGCAAGGCUGUGCAUCCCUUAAUCCAAUAAGAGCUUCAUUCUUUCGUUGUCUUCUUGAAUUUUACUGUCCAUUUUGAAGUUGCUUCAUCUCUUUCAUCCACAAGUUCCAGUAAGAGAUGAAUAAGGACACUUAUGUCGGACAUUGCCAUGUAGCAAGUUCUGCAUUGGUGUAAAAAUAGACUAUUAUAGUUCAGCUCUUGUCUACGCUGGUUAAAAAGAAGCUUUAUCAAAAGCAUUUCUUCAUAUUUGUUUCAGUUCAGCUUCAUGGCAUUACACAUCCUGUUGUGUAUGUGUGAGUUCAUAGUUCUGGAGAUGAACAUCCUGUUCCCCACUGUAGUCUGAGGGUCUUUUCCAGGGAUCUUCAGUCUCCCCCAAGUGAAAAAACACACACAGCAAAAACAAAAUUCUUCAACUUGCAGUGCUAAAUUUGUCUGCCACCAAGCUUGAACACAACUUUUCUAUCACAUACAGUGGUGCCUCGGGUUACAAACUUAAUUCAUUCUGGAGGUCCGUUCUUAACCUGAAACUGUUCUUAACCUGAGGUACUAUUUCUGGGUUAGCAGAGUCUGUAACCUGAAGCGUCUGUAACCUGAAGCAUCUGUAACCCGAGGUACCACUGUAUUUGGUAGGAGCUUUUGAGAAGCCACCUCUUCUGCCACCUAGAUCUAUAGCUUCAGACAUGUUUUCAUGCACAUACUUUGUGAGCUGUGUCAGGUUUGCUGAUGGAGUCUCAUCGUAGAAGAUGGGAGAAAUUACAUAAAUUAUAAUAAUGGUAUUCCAUAAAGAAUGAGGUCUUCAUCCCCAGCCAAAACUACUAAUGAAUCUGUGCAAGGACUUUUGCUAGCACAGUGCGCCUUCCCACAGCAUGUCCCUGAGCUCCCCAAAUUGACUUUGAGGGGAUUUGGAGAACCCUCAGAACAGCACGCCGGGGGGGGGGGGAGGGGGAAGCAGGAUCACUCCAUUUGGCAACCUGAAAUGCUUGCACUGAUGGAACAGCUAAAUCUGUUCUGGGAGUUCCUCCAACUCCCUGGAGCAGAUUUGGAAAGGGAAUGUACAUGGGGAGGAAAUUGAAAUCUUUUUGCGCUGGACUAGAUGACCCUUGGGGAUCCCUUCCAGUUCUGGAAUUCAAUGAGUCUAACAAGAUGAAUGCUUUGGAUACCAUACCCAGUGAAUUUAAGUAAAGGCACUGCAUUGGCUUUAAUAGGUUUCCUCUGAGUUUGAUAUUGCCGAUAUUCCCUAUACAGUGGUUACGAACGCUUCAGGUUACGAGCUCCGCUAACCCAGAAAUAGCUGCUCCUGGUUGCGAACUUUGCCCCAGGAUGCGAACGGAAAUCGCUUGCCAGAGGGAGGCCCCAUUAGCAAGAGCGCACCUCAGGAUAAGAACGCUUUCAGCUUAUGAACGGACCUCUGGAACGAAUUAAGUUCAUAACCAGAGGUACCACUGUAUACAUUCAUUCAGAAGUAAGCCCCACUGAAUUCAGUGAAACUUCUCUGUAGAUGUAUAGCAGGGUUUCCCAAACUUGGGUCUCCAGCUGUUUUGAGACUACAACUCCCAUCACCCCUAGCUAGCAGGACCAGUGGUAAGGGAUGAUGGGAAUUGUACUCCAAGAACAAUUGGAAACACAAGUUUGGGAAACCCUGAUUUGGCUUUUCAGUAUUCAGCUGUCUGUGAGAGCGUAGUAAGAAAGGAAUGUUGCUUCUCCUGUAUCUGGAAUUAUGAAUUCUGCUUUGAGUAUAAGAAAGAUUAUAAUUAUGUAUUUGUUUUAAGACAUUUACACAUCAUAUUAGAUUUCUGGGCAGUAAAGGUAAAGGGGCCCCUGACCAUCAGGUCUAGUCGUGUCCGACUCUGGGGUUGCGGCGCUCAUCUCGCUCUAUAGGCCGAGGGAGCCAGCGUUUGUCCGCAGACACCUUCUGGGUCAUGUGGCCAGCAUGACAAAGUUGCUUCUGGUGAACCAGAGCAGCACACAGAAACGCCGUUUACCUUCCUGCCGGAGCGGUCCCUAUUUAUCUACUUGCACUUUGAUGUGCUUUCGAACUGCUAGGUGGGCAGGAGUUGGGACCGAGCAACGGGAGCUCACCCCGUUGCAGGGAUUCGAACCGCCGACCUUCUGAUCAGCAAGCCCUAGACUCUGUGGUUUAACCCACAGCGCCACCCUUAUGCAAGCAUAAAACAAACAAUAUAAUAAACACACAUGCAUGGAAAAGCCAUGGAUAAAGUCUCAAGAAAGAAUCACAACUCCUUAACUAGUUAAAAUGACUGGAAAAAUAAUGUUUUUGCCUAGUGGCUAAAUGAUAGCAAUGUUCUGGCCAGACAAAUCUUCCUUGGGAGGGCAUUCUAUAUCUGCUUUCUGCCCCCUGGUUGAAAAAGCCCUUCUCCCUUUGUAUAAUGAUUAUCUCACCUCAAAUGGAAGAGGCACAUGGAGAGUAGAAUAAAAUAAUCACUUAGGAAAACCUGCGGUUCAUUCCCCCCUUUUUUCUUUUUACAUUUGCUUAGUCUCAUCCUUUCCUACAAUUAAAACAAAGUUAGACAAACCUUUGACACCAAAAGAACAUCAAAUACAUGUAAACUUCAUCAUUGAAUGUAUUCCCCCCCACCCCAGGGCUUAAGCAUUAACUUCAUUUGUCUUCUUGACAAGCAGGUGCUUUGUAAAUAUUCAAACGAGUGUAUUCCUUCUUCCUUUACUGAAAGGCUGAAAAUGUCUGAAUAAUUAUGUGCAAUGGACUGUAAUCUGAAAUUUGCUUUAUUGCAGAACAUGACUUCCUGGUGCAUUUAGUAGCAUUUUGACUCUAAGCAAUUGUCUAUUUCUUCU
Molecule: messenger RNA, 8339 nt
Organism: Zootoca vivipara (common lizard)
Lineage: Eukaryota; Metazoa; Chordata; Lepidosauria; Squamata; Lacertidae
Source: RefSeq, a predicted model, not a curated record